UGUGUAUAAGAAUGGUAGGAGGGAGCAGGUAUGGAGUUGCGUUGUGUUUGGCCAGCGUCGCCCUGCUCAAUAGCAUCCAUGCCCUCAACAUAGGAGCUCAAGCCACUGGAGUUGCUGUCUCCCUGGAGAAAAACUGCAGCAGAAGUUGCGAGUCAAGCUUCUGUUCAGUGGCUCCAUUUCUGAGAUAUGGCAAGUACUGCGGCCUCCUCUACAGCGGGUGCCCCGGAGAAAGGCCCUGCGACGGCCUGGACGCUUGUUGUAUGAAGCAUGACCAAUGCGUAGGAGACACAAACAAAGGGUACUUGAGCCAAGAAUGCAGCAAGAGGUUGAUAAAGUGCAUGAAGAAAUACAGCAAGGGGGGAAGCAGAAGCAGGACUUUCCAGGGAAACACGUGCCAAGUGGAGGAGGUCGUUCAUGUAAUCCUCUGUGUCAUGAAGGCAGCCCUCUUCGCCGGAAGAGUUCUUCGCAGGCCCUAACUAGCUUCCUCGCUUCCACUUCAUUCUUCAUACUCCUCAUCUCUUCUUUUAUUUGUCUAAUCUCUUGAUCUCUUUCAUUACUGCUACUUCAUUAAAUUAAAUCAGUCAAUUUAGUUUUUAGUUUUUGUCUCAACAAUUC
Molecule: messenger RNA, 615 nt
Organism: Neltuma alba
Lineage: Eukaryota; Viridiplantae; Streptophyta; Magnoliopsida; Fabales; Fabaceae
Product: phospholipase A2-alpha-like
Exons: 4
Coding region: 12-476 (154 amino acids)
Biological process (GO): phospholipid metabolic process; arachidonate secretion
Molecular function (GO): A2-type glycerophospholipase activity
Source: RefSeq, a predicted model, not a curated record